AUACUGUGACAGACUGUAGAUCUGUCAUAAUGUUAGCCACUGUGAUUCUUUUAUAUUCGAUAGUUUUUAUUGCUAAUGGUGAUGAUUUCACUGAUAAAUCCAUCGAUCCCGCGUGGGAGGAAAUGUUCUCAGCUGGCGGUUUACAUGUGGGAUCUGGAAGGUCUAAAAGAUUCGUCGAAAUGAACCCUAACCAACCAAAUAUGCCGCAUCAAGCGUGCAUGUUACCGAAUGGGAAGUCAGGGCACUGCAGGCACUUGCAUUACUGCGUGCAGGAUGAGUUCAAGGCAGACUUCGGCAAGUUCCUUGACUAUCUCUGCAUCAUCCAGCGAUCAUCUGUUGGCGUAUGCUGUCCAGAUGAAUUUGCAGAUAUUGGCGCAAGAAGUUUAGCUGGCGAUCUACCAGCCACGGCCCCAAAGGAAGAGAAUAUGGAAGCUAUUCUCAAAGUAAAAAGGGCUGAAAAUAGAGGUUGCGGGCUAAGCACAAGAUCGCAAAGGCGCGAAGUAGGCAUUCGGCCCACCAAUCCCCGUGAGUGGCCUUGGAUGGCGUCUAUCACUCCUCAAGGCUUUGCACAAUACUGUGGCGGAGUCCUUAUCACCGAUAGGCAUGUCCUUACCGCUACACACUGCACAAGAAGAUGGAAAGCUGAGGAGCUGUUCGUCCGCCUAGGUGAAUACGACUUCACGCGCAAUAACGAUUCACGGUCCUACGAUUUUCGCGUCGUGGAGAAACGCCAGCAUCUCGAUUUCCAAAUGCCUAAUUACCACAACGAUAUAGCGAUACUUAAGCUGAACAGGCCCGCUGUGUUCAACAGCUACGUCUGGCCCAUUUGUCUGCCGCCGGCGGGAAUGAACCUCACCAAUCAGAGAGUUUAUGUUAUUGGAUGGGGUACAAAGCACUUCGGCGGUGCCCACAGCAACAUAUUAAUGGAGGUAUCGGUACCCAUAUGGGAUCAUCAGCACUGUGUCGAAGCAUUCGUUGACUCCAUUUUCGAAGAGAGUAUUUGUGCUGGAUAUCCUCAAGGUGGCAGAGAUUCCUGUCAGGGUGAUAGUGGAGGUCCGUUGAUGUACCAGAUGCCGAGUGGUCGUUGGGUGGUGGUAGGUAUAGUGUCGUGGGGUAAAGGAUGCGGGGAACCAGGCCGUCCAGGCAUAUAUACACGCGUCGACAAAUACCUCGGCUGGAUAGUAGAUAACAUACAAUUCUGAUACAAUAGGAAAUAUUACGCAAAAUUCGGUAUGGUAGCAGAAUAGAACAUGUUAUACAAUUUUUAUUUUGGGAUAAUUUGUCUUUUGGAAAGUAAUAAUUCUCAUUCUUCUCACAUCCGAAUAUAUAGUAAUGAUGGAUUCAAUUACUCUUUCUUAUUAUAUAUUUAAAAUUACUUUAUUACUACUCUGUGAAUGACAUUUGAUGUUUAUAAAAAAUGUGUUAGCGCUGCAAGCUAGCCACAAAUAGUUGCAGUAAUAUAUCCAUUUGCAGAUAUGUUGAGAUUAUCAAUAAAAUAAUAAUAUUU
Molecule: messenger RNA, 1507 nt
Organism: Diatraea saccharalis (sugarcane borer)
Lineage: Eukaryota; Metazoa; Arthropoda; Insecta; Lepidoptera; Crambidae
Source: the annotation of a GenBank genome assembly